AGCUCAAAUCAAUGCAUAACUGAUCCAGGAAAGGGAAAAUUAAGGAGAUGGGCAAUUCUCACUCACCUCGCACUUCCACCGAUCCUCGCUUCACUACUGCUUCUAGAGCUUUUACUCAAAAGGAACUGGAAGACCUCAAGUCCCUUUUCCAAUCUCUAUCUGCGCAAUCGCAGAGCAAUGGCAAAAUCAUAUCUCCGUCGGUUUUCCAGGCGUAUUUCGAAAUUCAUGGUCCUCUCGGAGAAAGGCUUUUCGAUUUAGUUACCCAGCAACGCAAGGAUCAUCAACUCACCUUUGAAGACCUUGUUAUUGCUAAGGGGACUUAUGAGAAGGGAACCAAAGAUGAGAUUGAAGAAUUUAUCUAUCUGUUAUUAGACGUAAAUGGGGAUGGCAUUUUGGGAAGGUCAGACCUGGAAGCUGUUUUGGUUGCAAUCUUUGACCAUAUAUUCAAAGGGGAUAAUUCAUCCAAGGAUAGUGUUGGCAUAUUUCUUGAUUCUGCAGUUUUCACAAAGCAUGAUGAAGGUACCGAAGAAUGUAUGUCUUUUCAAGAGUUUAGAAGUUGGUGCACUAUCCUCCCUUCAGUUAGGAAGUUCCUUGGAAGCUUAUUGGUGCCACCGGAUCCAGGGAGACCACAUUGUCAAGUUCCUCGUCUACUACAUUGGGACAAUAUAGAUUCUACUAUGAUGCUAUUGAGAAAGGAAUUUGCUUGGCAUAUAGGAGGAGCACUUGCACAGCAUGAGCUGGAGGAAUGGAAACUUUUGUAUCAUAGUUCAUUUAAUGGUCUGAGUUUCAACACAUUUUUGGGCAACAUAUCAAAUGAUGAAGGGCCAACAGUACUGAUUAUAAAGGAUAAAGAAGGCUAUUUAUACGGAGGUUACGCCUCUCAGCCUUGGGAGAGACAUGGCGAUUUCUAUGGAGACAUGAAAUGUUUCCUCUUCCAACUCUAUCCGCAAGUGGCUUUAUUCAGGCCUACUGGGGCAAACACUAAUCUACAAUGGUGUGCCGUGAAUUUCAGUUCGGACAACAUCCCGAAUGGGAUCGGCUUUGGCGGACAAGCAAAUCACUUUGGUCUUUUCCUCUCGGCGAGUUUUGACCAGGGCCACACAUUCUCGUGCACCACAUUUGGCAGCCCUUGCCUCUCAAAGACCAACAGAAUACACCCAGAAGUAAUAGAAUGCUGGGGAGUUGUCUCACAUCGAGCAGAGCAAGACAAACAUGAAGCUCUUAAAGGCAGUGUGUUGGAGAGAUUCAAAGAGGAUCGCCACAUGCUAAACUUGGUUGGCCUUGCGAAUUCAAGCGAGUGACAUGGAGAUUUAGCAAUGUUUGGUAAGAGGGAAAGAAAAUAGGUGUAUGACUUGGGUAACGAAAAUGAAGAGAAAUGACGAAAACCUUACUCUUAUUGUGUUUGGCAAUUCUCUCUCUUUCUCUCUCUCUAUCUAAUGGAUUAUAAAUUUCUCAUCCAAUUCACUCUCUCUUUUCUUUUCUACCAAACAACGAUGAAACCAAAUCCUUACACCAAUCUCCUCACUUCUCUCUUCCUACAAAACAUGCUCUAAAUGUUGGCUUGAAUGGGUGUUCUUUUAACAGAUUUGAGUGGAAAAUACGAUCUCAAAUUCAAAUUUUUAGGUUGUGACUCGAACCUAUGACGGGACGUAGGAUGCCUAGUUGCAUCCUUGUGUGAGCCUGCCCACUUUGUUGCCAAUAUUGUGUGAAUUCGAAGAAGUGUUGUACAUUUUAGUCAAACUUGGCAUGAAUUUGCUUACGCUUAGUCACUCGUAUUGUUGGUAUAUUUGGAAUAUUAAUAAAGAAUUAUUUUCAUAAUUACCU
Messenger RNA from Morus notabilis, 1824 nucleotides. RefSeq names its product TLD domain-containing protein 1. Lineage: Eukaryota; Viridiplantae; Streptophyta; Magnoliopsida; Rosales; Moraceae. Bases 48 to 1301 code for a protein of 417 amino acids. The transcript is spliced from 8 exons. Gene Ontology annotation, molecular function: calcium ion binding. The record is from RefSeq and is a predicted model, not a curated record.